UUGGGGUUCUUCAGCCUGAGAAAUCCUUUCCCGAGUCCACCCAGAGAUCUGCCGGAAUCUCAAAGGUCUGCUGCUUAAUCUCAACGCAGAACUGAGGUGCAAGAGGGCGGACGAGGCAGCCUCAAAGUGCUUUCCUUUUGUCUCUGGAAGUUUUAGUUUGAAACUUAAGCGGGAGUGAACAGUGCCAGCAUCAUCCGCAGAGCUCCAAGGGUCUCCUAUCCGAAGAGCAAAGUGUGUGGUCGGGAUCCCCCCACCCCUCUCUGUGUUUCUUAGUCACAAGCUGAGCUCCUGGGCUCGCAGGUCUCCGGCUGAUUCUGCACCCUUGGCAGCAAAGCCGCCCUCGUCUCUGCUGACGGACUCCAAACCCGGGGAGGUUUCACAGAUUUAGGAUGUCGCUUCUGUUCGCCUAGUAGAGAUUGAAGGGUAGUCUGCCUUGUUCUUACGAAUAAAGUGGAACUCCUUGUGUGUGACGGACUCAGUAGCUGGAAUUGUCAACUCUGCCAAUUUCUAUGCACAUUUCUCUUCCACUAUGAGCAGAUCAAUUGUCUUGCACCUCUGUCUGGCUUUUGGUAGUUUUCUUUUUCUUCAGUUUGCCACACGAUGUCUGGCUUUCCCCAAAAGAGAGCAAGAGCAAUCUGAGAGGAUCAGCACAGACGAUCUGGAAAGUAGCUUAGUGACUCCAAAGCUGACUCCCCAGCUGGUGUCCUCCGAAGAUGCAAGAACAGCCUCAGCAGAACCAGCAGCAGUGUCGUUAAAUGAAAUCCUCUGGAGCAACAAAGAAACCCAUCCCACCAGAGCUGGGCUCCUGUGGUUUAGCAGCGCAGGUCUUUAUAUUGCCUCCGAGCCAGCGGUCCUGACAGCUGCUUCUCUGAGUACCGAUGGGGAAGAGGAGGCCUGGAGCAAUACCAACAGUCAGCUGGCUGUGGAAGGGACCACAGAAACAACACAAGGUUUUCUGACACACGUGGAUAAUCAGCUGUUUGCAAAUGAAAGUCAGGAAGGAGUUAGUUUGGGACAUACACCGUCAUUCUAUAUGAACACCGGAGAAAUGCUGACCGCCAGUCCACGGACAGAGAAACUUGAAGCAGCCACAGACCAGAGGACACCUUCUUUUCCUGGUGCUGAAUCCACAGCAGACGCUGUGCCUGGAAACCUCCUGCCUAAAGGGGAGAAUCCCUCACAGAUGACAGCUGAUGAUACCCAGGCCACUGCCACCAAGCACUUGUUGGUGGCAACUUCUGCGUAUACCCUGAGUUUUGAGCCUGAAACCGACGGCUUUCUGGGAGCCCCGGAAAUCACAGUGAGCAUCAGCUCAGCUGUUCCAGCCACCUCUGUCUUAGGUGAUGAAUGGGAUGACACCAAACUAGAGCGGGGAAGCCGGACAAGGACCGCAAGUGUUGGAGACAAUCCUGAGGCGGCAGAGGUAGCUCUGGGGCUGCCAGAAGGGGACACGCACGUGGGUACAGCACUGCAAAUGUCGCAGCGGGAUGAGGUAUCACCUGCCUCCACCCACGUCAGUUCCUUUGCUCCCACGAGCCUGCCGGAAGGUACAGAGGUUUCCAUGAGCCUGUUCCAAGGUACAGGAGGUGUCACGGAUUCCACCAAGGGAGACAGCGCGGUGUUCCUCUCUGAGGUGACUGAGUCUGGGUCAGAAUCUGAGUCGGAGGCGUAUCGACCCCUGGGACACGUGCUGAAAGACAUCACCACUCAGGAAAUGACGACGACUGCCCCAGAAGCGGAGGCUACUCUACCCUUCGUGACGCGAGAGCAGAUUGCUGUCCUGGAAGAUCCCAGAGACCGUGGAGACACCGAGGUGGGCGAGGAGUCCCCCUCUCCUGGGUCUGAUGCUCCCGCUGCUACUCAGCUGUCCAGAAGAUGGGAGCCUCUGGCCACGACAGUUUCAACCACAGUGGCCCCACUGUCCUCCGGAGUCACCCCUGCUGCGCAAGGCUUCACGGACACGGUGGCGUUGCCCCGUGAAGAGUUCACGGCAGUUUUGGGCUCCCUGGUGACACCCUCCGGAGCGACGGUGGAGGUCACCAGCUCUUCCCCAGCACUUCCGGCCUCUGAGGCCUCCUCGGAGAGAACGGUUCCAUCUGGGAGCAGCGCGAACACAGCCGCCCCCUACGGCCUGGAGCAGCUCGAAUCUGAAGAGGAAGAAGAUGAUGAGGAUGAAGAGGAUGAAGAAGAUGAAGAUGAAGAGGAGGAAGAGGAGGAAGAUAAAGAUGCAGACUCCCUAGAUGAGAGCUUCGAUGGUGACAGCGACCUUCCAGGCUUUACUCUCCCUGGUGUCACAUCGCAGGAGCCUGGCUUGGAGCAGGGAAACGGGGACCCACUGGCAGGAGCCACCUACCAGAUGCCAGACGCCAUCGAGUGGGAGCAGCAGAAUCAAGGCCUGGUGAGAAGCUGGAUGGAAAAACUCAAAGACAAGGCUGGCUACAUGUCUGGGAUGCUGGUGCCUGUAGGAGUGGGGAUAGCUGGAGCCUUGUUCAUCUUGGGAGCGCUCUACAGCAUUAAGGUUAUGAAUCGCCGAAGGAGAAAUGGCUUCAAAAGGCACAAAAGAAAGAGAGAAUUCAACAGCAUGCAAGAUCGAGUAAUGCUUUUAGCCGACAGCUCUGAAGAUGAAUUUUGAAUUGGACUUUGGUUUUAUUGGGAUAGUCAAUGAUGUUAUUAUUUUAUUUUUUAUCACGCCACACUGCUGCUGCAAGGCAGUCAGUCCUAGUAUCUGCUGGAUAGUUGAUUUUUCUUGUUCUGAGCAGAAGAGGCAUGCUGUAAACUAAACGUAACACACUGUGUUUGGUUUGCUGUAGUGAAUUUCCCAUCAUCAGGGGCUGCAGUUUAUAAACACAGCACACAUGUUGUUCAGUAAAAGUAGAGGGAUGAGGUAGAGUGAAUAUUUUGUAUUUUUCCACGGUUUGGAUCACCUGAAUUAAGUGUAAUGAUUGUUGCCGCCAAGGCAUGCUUGCCUUUGAAAUAGAAAUUUUAACCAAGAGUAACGUCUCAUAAUCACACUCUACCUACUUGAAGUUGUAGUCUUGGGGACAACGGCACAUCUUGCAUUUGCAUUAAAAUUAGCGUCUACUUGGAAUGAAAUCUUUUUUUGGUCAAGAUCUCUCAGCGCAUUAGAAUUCUUACCUGUAGAUUUCUAUAUAUCUCACUGUAUACUUCAGUCUCCUACUUUUAUUAUUUUCACUGUCUGUCGUAUUCUGUCUUGGCAAGAGAAGAAGUGCACUAGAAACAAUACAUUAAAUCAACUCUUAAUAAUGUGCUUGCUUUCUUAAAUAGUAUGUAUGAUUAUGUCUGUCCGGUCUGUCAACAGAGUCUUAUAUUUCUCACGAAAAGGUACUCUCUUUGUGUACCGUCUGACUUUGGCAAGAAGAAAUGGGGAAGGAAUCAAGAAGAUGAGGUGAGCCCGACCCAAGAACGUGUGUCUUUGCUGCUUGGCUCUCAGCUUAUGUGGCCGCCACAUGAGCAGUUCAGAAUGUUGCUUUUCCACAUCUGUUUUUCUUGUCUGCGGCAGGAGCAGGCUCAGUGGCCAGAGCCCCAGUGCACAGUGGAGCUCACGGAAAACUAGUCUGUCCCUAGGCAUCCACUGCGGGGACAGGGACGGUGCUAGGUCCUGGUGUGCGAGUCCCUGCCGAGUACCUAGUAGGGCAUCUGGUACCCUAUUCAAAUCUGGGCAUUUGGGACUUGUAUGUAGUUGAGUUUUGUGAUAGACGCCUGCCUCAUUUCCAUGGCAAGGUAAAGGUUCCUUGAGACCACUGUUACUAUGGAGAAUUCAUCGUGUUCAUUAUUGCUUGUGCUGCUGUGUUCAGGGAAGUCACACAGAGCUUUCUCACAGCUGCAGGGCGAGCUGGGACGUAUGUUUUUAUUUCCCACUUGACUGAAAUUGGAACUGAAGCAGAGAUGGGAAACAGUUAUCCAAAGUUAUACCCAGGGAGAGACAGCAUAGAUCCCACUGAGAUAUAAAACCCUGAGCCCUGUCUUCAUUUCAGGACUUUUUCCGUGUGUCUUGAGGAAGCAGUGACAUUUCAGAGUCCUUCUUUAAAAUUAGAGUUCUAGGGCCGGGGAUUUAGCUCAGCGGUUCGGUGGCCUGCCUUGUAAGCUCAAGGACCCGAGUUC
Messenger RNA from Fukomys damarensis (Damara mole-rat), 4122 nucleotides. RefSeq names its product armadillo like helical domain containing 4 (gene Armh4). Bases 530 to 2632 code for a protein of 700 amino acids. NCBI's taxonomy places the organism in Eukaryota, Metazoa, Chordata, Mammalia, Rodentia, Bathyergidae. The record is from RefSeq and is a predicted model, not a curated record. The transcript has 9 exons.